This is a messenger RNA of Megalobrama amblycephala (Wuchang bream), 2322 nucleotides long. RefSeq names its product WD repeat, sterile alpha motif and U-box domain containing 1 (gene wdsub1). The coding region runs from base 72 to 1535 and encodes 487 amino acids. The record is from RefSeq and is a predicted model, not a curated record. The transcript is spliced from 13 exons. Gene Ontology annotation, biological process: protein ubiquitination. Lineage: Eukaryota; Metazoa; Chordata; Actinopteri; Cypriniformes; Xenocyprididae. Gene Ontology annotation, molecular function: protein binding; ubiquitin-protein transferase activity.
CACGUGGUUUGAAAGUCACGUGACAGAACCAGGAAGUGUUCGCAGAAGGGAUCCGACAACAAGACACAAACAUGGUGUCUCUGAUCUGCACCUUACAAAGUCAUCGAGAUGAUGUGAACUGCUGUGCUUUCUCUGGCUCUCUGCUGGCCACCUGCUCCGCGGACAAAAGCGUCUGCGUUUACUCCACCCGAGACUUCAGCGAGCUGCCCUUCUCCCCGCUGACCGGACACGGCUACGGGGUCCACUGCUGCUGUUUCAGCGCCUGCGGUCAGUACCUGGCCUCCUGCUCCACCGAUGCCACCACCGUGGUGUGGUCGAUGGACACCGGAGAGAUCGAGGCCGUCCUGGAGCAUCCGGGCCGGAGUCCGGUGAGGGUGUGCGCCUUCUCUCCAGAUUCAUCUUACCUGGUGUCUGGAGGCUCCGAUGGGACCAUCGCACUGUGGGAUUUUACCUCCAGGACCCUGCGCAGGACUGGUGCGGUGACUGACACCAGUAUAGUGGCCUGCUCUUUCACUCCCUGCGCUCAGCUGUUCAUCACCGGCUCCACAUAUGGUGACCUGCGACUGUGGGACCUGAAUAUGAACCAUCUCCAUGCAGAGAAGAACGCUCAUGACCUCGGGGUCUCCUGCUGUCAGUUUGCUCCGCAGAUAAUGAAGGGCACAGAUGGCUGUGUUCAGUUUCAGCUGGCCUCAUGUGGACAGGACAGUCUGUUGAAGAUAUGGAUUGUUUCUCUUUUGUCUGCUGCAGGCGUUAAGAUGCAGCUCGCUCACACUCUGACGGGUCAGUCUGCUCCAGUUCUGUCCUGUGCUUACUCUGCUGAUGGACAGAUGUUGGUGUCGGGAUCGGUGGAUAAGACCGUGACUGUGUAUCAAGCUAACGAAGGCAUCUUACUCUACACACUUAACCAGCAUGACAGGUAUGUGACGGCCUGUGCCUUUUCCCCCACGGCCCCUCUCAUCGCCACUGGCUCCAUGGACAAAAGCGUUAAUAUCUGGAGGGUUGAGGAUGGCGGCUGUGCUCAGGGCAAAUCUUUUCCUGAUGAAGCUGCUUCAGUUUCAAGCAGUGAAGGCAGGAAGUCGUGUAGACACUCCAGACUGAUGGUGAGCGAGUGGUCUGAGGAGGAUGUGUUGGCAUGGUUACGUGAGGAGGGGCUGGAGUCCGUGAUUGACGUGUUUAAAUCCAAUAACAUCGAUGGAGAGGAGCUGCUCUCUCUCACCAAGGACACCCUCAGCUCUGAGCUGCACAUUGAGUCUCUGGGCCUUCGGAGUAAAGUCAUGAAGAAGAUUGAGGAGUUGAAGAUGGCACCCGUCUCUAAUGGCACUCCCGACGAGUACCUCUGUCCAAUCACACGCGAGAUCAUGAAGGACCCAGUGAUCGCUGCUGACGGCUACUCGUAUGAACGGGAGGCCAUUGAGAGCUGGAUCAACACGAAGAGCCGCACCAGCCCUAUGACCAACCUGCCUCUGCAGACCACCCUUCUGACACCCAACCGUACUCUGAAAAUGGCCAUUUUCCGAUGGACCACUUGUCAGUGAGUUUCGAUAAUAUUGGCCUGUAAGACUUCACUUAACUAGCUUUUGCGGAGCUCUUUAAGACCCUGAUCAGAAUUUUCUGUAGAACUGGAUCACCAUGGGGCCGAUGGACGUGAGAUCAGCUUGGCUUUAGACAUUAGCAUGCUGUACAAUUAGCACUUUUAACAAAGUGAUGUCUUAGUUCUUGACUUAAACCCAAGUUCAGCCUUAAUCCUGAGAGUGAGGUGUUCCAUUAGAUGUGAUGGGAGGUUCAUGCUGUCAUCCAUCAGCAAAGUGAUGGUAGUCGUCAGAUUCAGGCUGAAGAGUAAGUGGUUCAUAAUCAGGAUGAAACUCCAGAAUGAUUCUCCAUCAUAACACAGCAGAGUGUUGAGUGGCCUUAAACAUCAUAAUAAGUGUUUAUCAUCCCUUCUGCUCAGUAGCGGACAGUUUGCUUGCAUAAUUGUACCGUUUGUAGCACAUAAUUAUGAUUCCUUCUGCAGCUGUUCUCUAUCUCCCAUCAUGACCCACAGGUUUGAAUACAGGUGAAAUUCUUCAGCUGAUUCAGUCUUAUUUCAUAAAAUGAUUUUGACAUUAGCUAUUUAUCAUUUAAGGGUAUAAUGUUGCUUGUAUGAAAGUUUACAUACUUAAAAUCAGGUAUACAUUUAUUAGUGGAUGCUCAUUGUAACCAGUUCAGUGACUAAAUUGCAUGGCUUUACCAUGUAAUCAUAUGUAUAUUACUGUACAUAAGAGCAUUGUUAUGAGACCUGUCUGAUGAACAUGCAGCAAUAAAAUCAACCUGUUGAACAAAUGA